This is a messenger RNA of Oppia nitens, 1216 nucleotides long. RefSeq names its product nucleoporin Nup43-like (gene Nup43). The record is from RefSeq and is a predicted model, not a curated record. The coding region runs from base 167 to 1177 and encodes 336 amino acids. The transcript has a single exon. Gene Ontology annotation, molecular function: protein binding. NCBI's taxonomy places the organism in Eukaryota, Metazoa, Arthropoda, Arachnida, Sarcoptiformes, Oppiidae. Gene Ontology annotation, cellular component: nuclear pore outer ring.
GUAUAGCAAACCGCUAUAACAUAGAAACACGUGAUAUAAACACACAAUUGUUUUGAAUGUGUUUUAAGUUAUAAUUGUAUUAACAAUAGACUAUUGACUGUCAAAUAUAGUGAACCGUAGGGACAACUGGCCAUCAAAUCGGUGACCAAACACAUACACACUGACAAUGUUUGUCGAGUACAUCGCUACCCGUGUCGCCCGAACCCGAUGGCUGUCUACCGGCGUCGAUGACCAUCGGGGCGGCGCCAGUGCGCUGUCUCACAAAUCGGGUCUCAGAUGGCUGUGCGGUACGUACGGCCAAUACAAGUCGGACAAUCGACUAUCGGUGUGGACCAGUGUCCAGACUGGCGGCAGUAGCGGCGGCGACGUGAAUGUCGAGCUCAAGUGCGAAACGGACGCUACCGUCGGGGCCGAUGUCCGCCAAAUCAAUCUGCUAUCAAAUACGUCGGCAGCCGUAUCGCUGGCCAACGGCCAGAUUGUCUACUUUACGUACGCACCGAACCAACUAACUCGUAGACAUUGUUGGGAACCGUCGGACCUGGAUAUCGACCAGGAAAUUGCCGCCACCAACGACUCGGUAGUCAACCGUAAGACUGGCGAACUGAUCGCUUGCGGCGACAACGGACGCCUCCGAAUCAUCCGAUUGGAUCAGUUGUCACCUGAAACCCGAUCUCCGUGUCUGACGACACAUAACUCACUGAAAUCAGUGGAUUUGAUGUCAAACAGCGAAAUAGUUUGCGGCACAUCAGCUGGUCAUCUGAAACUAUACGAUCAGCGAUCGCAAGCGGUAACCCUAUCGAUGGCCAACCAGAUGUCGGUGAUAACAUCGGUAAAACGUAAUCCAAAUAAUCCGCAUAUGAUUGCCUGCGGUAACGAUGUGGGCGUAAUGUCCAUAUGGGAUGUCCGAAACGGUGGCCAACAAGUCAUCCAGAUGUCUGGCCAUACAUCCUAUAUAACGGAGUUGGCCUACAAAUCCAAUGAACCCAACGUACUGUUGACCUCAUCAUUGGACGGUUCGCUAUUACGCUGGAAUAUGUCGGCCGAUACCAAACUGGCUUCAGUGGACGCUAUUGUUGGCCGCGACGCCGGUUCGGCGAUAACAUCGUUUGAUGUCAACUCAUUGGAUGAGAUAGUAUUCAGUGCCGACAAUGAAGUCUUAUAUUUGGGUCACUUGUGAUGAAAGCUUUUCUACAGUAAUAAUAAUAAUAAUAAUAAU